AUCGACGUCACACUCAGCUUUGUCGCCAUUUUAAUAUUUGGAAACGAAUGAUUUCCACGAAUAUCUCGUUUAUCACGUUUUAGCGAGCGCUGGUUUUACCAAAAUCGCACACAGUGAGUACCUCUGGGUCACUCCACACCAGACACCAUGACUAUUUUACCGAAAAAGAAGACCUCGAAGGAGAAAAACGACGGAGAAAAUGUAGCUGACCACACGAACAAAUCCAGUCUAGGUCAUCGCGAUCCGACCCACCCAGUGCACGGUCGGACGAGUCGAGCUCGCAACUCCCCUCCACACUGGCCUCCGCACGGAUACAGGGAGGAACAGAGAACUCCGCACGAUCCGGGCCCGAGCGUCGAGCCCGUGGAUCGUCUGGAGGGACCCGCCCCGCAGAAUAAACGAAGGCACCUGGUGUCUCCACAUCGCCAUCACGCCCGAAAACAUCGAUCAACAGCGCAGCCCGUCGCUGGCCCGUACGAACAGAGCUUUCAGAUCGUGAAGGAGCCGUCGGCGGUCGAGAUCGAGAGAGAACUGGAGAUUGACGUGUCUGGAUACAACAGCGGAGACGAGUACGCACUGCCUGCUAUCGACAUGGAGGAAGAGGAGGAGCUGGAGAGAAGAUUGGAACAGGCGUUGAAGGAGAAAAACGGAUUCGAAAUCAAGAGAAUGCAGGAAGACGGCGCCUGUCUAUUUCGAGCGAUCGCCGACCAGGUGUACAUCAAGCUGUUUCAGAGCAACCACCGGACGGACUCCGACGUGAUACGGCUCAGCUACCACAAGAACAUGCACUACAACUCCGUCAUCAACCCCUACAGCGCCACGAUAGGAGUCGGGCUCGGACUGCCAUCGUACAAACCCGGGCUGGCAGAUAGGAAUCUGAUGACAGAAGCCAUGAAGAAAUCCGAGGAGUUAGCUAUUGAACAGGCGAUGCUGGAGGAUAAGGUUCGUGCGACGGACUGGGAGGCGACGAAUGAAGCCAUAGAGGAGCAGGUGGCGCGCGAGUCCUACCUGCAGUGGCUGCGAGAUAACGAGAAGAGGGCCACUAACGAGCCGGUGAGUCAUCCCGGGGGUCUCGGCCAGCGCACCUGCAGCUCUGCUACAGCGGCGACAUCUGGCGGCGAGAAUUGGUGGGAGCAGCCGCGCACGUCGCGGUCGCCGCGGCAACGCAGCCACCCGGGAUCGCCCGACAGGCCUCAGCCAAUGGCGGAGGACGAGGACGUUUUCUUCGCAGGCCUCACGGAGAGCGAGUGGGAGGAGCAGCACAUUCUCGCACAGGUGCUCGCCGAAUCGCAGCAGGAGUACUACGCCACCAUGCGGCGCCACCACUGCAAGCCCGACGACGCCGGCGCCACCAACAGUUAAUGGCUGCCGGCGCUCGCUGCGACCGACGCACCACGAGGGGGCGCCGCGCGUGUAGUGGCGGGGAUCGGCGAAUAAAGACGACCCCUCCUCUCUGCAGCCUCUGGGUCACGACCCAGUGGACUGUGGCGCGUCGCAAAUUUCGGGAAUCGGGACGGGUCCGUUCCGUGUUUUCGGCGCACCCCGAGAAGAGUUCCUCUCCGCCAGGUGGCGCCAUGCUCCCACUUUCGAGUCGCGUCGCCCCAGCGCGAAAAACGACGUUUGAGUCCAGUAGGGGGCAUUGGGAAGGGGGGGAACGGAUACUUUGUAAAUAGCAAUGUCAGUGUGUGAAGGAGGAAGGGCGGUGGUGCGCGCAGAAGGAGGAAGAGCGGGGCGCACGCACGGAAAUAGGAACAGCGGAGGAUGUGCGCGCAGAAGAAGGAACGGCGAGGGUGUGCACGGAAGAAGUAACGGCAGGGGGUAUGCACACGGAAAUAGGAACAGCCGAGGAUGUGCGCGGAUACGCUUGAUAAAAGGAAUAGCGGGAAGUGCACGCGGGAGGAUGAAGAGCGGGGAGUGCGCUUAAUAAAAGGAACGGCAUGGGGUGUGCGCGCGGAAGAAGGAACAGCAUUUAGUUGUCUUUCGUUAUCGCUUCGUUAUCGCUUCGUUAGCGUUGUCCGUCUCUUUGUACUAUCUGCUACGUACGCGUGCUCGCGCCUGCGAUACCGGGAGUGGGUGGGGGAGGGAAAAAG
Priapulus caudatus is the source of this 2090-nucleotide messenger RNA. Its product is annotated as OTU domain-containing protein 5-like. Gene Ontology annotation, molecular function: K63-linked deubiquitinase activity; cysteine-type deubiquitinase activity. Gene Ontology annotation, biological process: protein deubiquitination. The record is from RefSeq and is a predicted model, not a curated record. NCBI's taxonomy places the organism in Eukaryota, Metazoa, Priapulida, Priapulimorpha, Priapulimorphida, Priapulidae.